AUGGCGGGGUGCCGCACGACGCCGCGCCGCGCCGCGAGGAGAGAAGUUGCCGCGGAGUGGCGCCGGUGGCGAGGGGAGGGUGGUGAUAGAGGUGGAGGUGACGAUAAGGGCAGUGGUGGCUGCUGCGAAGGUGACAGGGACGAAGGCGGAGGAGACGGUGGAGGAGGGGGCGGUGGCAUAGGCAUUGGCAGUAGUGAUGGCGGUGGCGCUCUAGAAACUGUUUUAGACAAAGGCACUGAUUCGAUGAUAAACAUCAUGCAUACGUUCUUUAAAACACCAACGAAACUUUCUGGUGGAAAAAGACUUUUGACGUGGAACGUUUACAGACUUCCACAUGAAGUAAAACUGCUGCCAUAUCUCUGGUUUAACUUCACAGAGAACGAAUGGCGUAUCGGUGUGGGUCACCCGGGAGAGCUACAGGCUUCCGCCAAAAACGGCCUUCUGGGAUUUUGGGAAUGA
Messenger RNA from Gryllus bimaculatus (two-spotted cricket), 459 nucleotides. Lineage: Eukaryota; Metazoa; Arthropoda; Insecta; Orthoptera; Gryllidae. The record is from the annotation of a GenBank genome assembly.